GCCCGGCUGGGUCCCUGUCGCGGAAGCUGGCCCGUCCACUAUGGCCGCGGGGAGCGCCCCGGGGUGGGCCGUGGGGGCCCUCGGAGUGGUCUGCCUGUUGCUCCAGUUGGAUUUCAUUAGCUGUGAUUCCCAAGUAAUAUAUGGAGCUGUGAACAAGAAUGUAACUUUAUACGCAUCAAGUUUUAAACCCUUUAAGGAGAUCGUGUGGAAAAGAGGAAAGGAUAAAGUUGUAGAAUGGGAUGACCAAUCUGAAGUCAGAGCUUUUCUAUCUUUUAAAGAUAGAGUUCAUUUAGACACUGUGUCGGGUAACCUCACAAUCUUCAAGUUAACACGAUCAGACGAAGAUGAGUACGGAAUUGAAUCCCCAAGUGUUAGAAAUAACAGCAAGUUCACCCUCAAAGUGAUCGAGUCUCUUCCAUCACCAACACUAUCUUGCGCAUUGACUGACGGGAACAUUACACUCCAGUGCAUGAUCCUGGAAGCUUACGACACCCAUGUAGAACUCAUACAGUACUCCUGGGACUGUCCUUCAACAAUACAGUGUCCGAGUGGCUCAAAACCAUCUGAAGCGUAUGUUACGAAGGAAGGUGAUCUUUCACAGGAAAUUCAGUGUAUCAUUAGCAAUCCAUUAUUCAGAAGGACAACGUCAAUCAUUUUGUCAACCUGUGUCCCGAGUGACAAUACAAGGCACAGGUUUGUGCUUUUAGCCAUACUGCCAGCACUAAUAUGUGGUUUGCUGUUUAUAAAAUGUUUUCUGGGACGCCCAUAGCAGAUAAACACAGAGAACUAGCACCUGUUGUUUGGUAACAGAAGAUGAAGUCAAACGCAUGCUAAUUAAGUUAUUUCAGUCACUUUGAGAAGGCAUCUGAUUUACCAUUUGAGUAUUACCUCAUCCUUGAGGAAACUUUGGAAGUCUAACCUGAAUGGACCCUUUAUAAGAAGCAAUGUUUCAGGACUUCCUUGGUGGCGCAGUGGUUAAGAAUCCGUCUGCCAAUGCAGGGCACAUGGGUUCGAUCCCUGUUCCGCGAAGAUCCCACAUGCCGCGGAGCAGCUAAGCCCGUGCGCCACAACUACUGAGCCGGCGCUCUAGAGCCUGCGUGCCACAACUACUGCAGCCUGCACACCUGGAGCCCAUGCUCUGCAACAAGAGAAGCCACUGCAAUGAGAAGCCCGAACAUUGCAACGAAGAGUAGUCCCCACUCGCCACAACUAGAGAAAGCCCGUGCACAGCAACGAAGACCCAACACAGCCAAAAAUAAAACAAAUAAAUAAAUAAAUUUAUAACAACAAAAAACAAUGUUUCAUGGAAGAAACAAGGACUAACAAACAACAGACAUUAGUUUCUACUCUGUCACCAACACUAUCACCAGAUACUAUUUUGUCCUGCAAUUGUUUAUUAUAAAUUGUA
Molecule: messenger RNA, 1408 nt
Organism: Balaenoptera acutorostrata (minke whale)
Lineage: Eukaryota; Metazoa; Chordata; Mammalia; Artiodactyla; Balaenopteridae
Product: lymphocyte function-associated antigen 3-like
Exons: 1
Coding region: 41-769 (242 amino acids)
Cellular component (GO): cell surface
Molecular function (GO): signaling receptor binding
Source: RefSeq, a predicted model, not a curated record